This is a messenger RNA of Acanthosepion pharaonis, 606 nucleotides long. The record is from the annotation of a GenBank genome assembly. Lineage: Eukaryota; Metazoa; Mollusca; Cephalopoda; Sepiida; Sepiidae.
AUGCAUUGGAACAAGACAAUUCCUCUUCGUUUUCAGCAGGUCAUUACUCUUUCCAGAGGUCAGCCAUGUUACUCUGCUGAGGCAGAAAGCCCAAAUCCCAAGCCUAAAUUCUCUGCCAGCCUCGAUUUCGUCACCACUGUGUCACAAUUCAUGUUAGAUCUUCUUUUGAAAAAGAAACACUUCACCCCUUUUCUUUUUUCUUUCUUUCUUUCUUUCUUUCUUUUAUCUCUGAUAUUUACUGAGUCAUUCCUCAUAACUCUUCAUUUAGAUAUUUGUAUAAUUUCCUUUUCUUUAUGUGCUGCUUUAAUAUCUCAGUUUUAUUCUUUACACAUUUCCUCUUUCUGUCGUUCUCUUUCUUUCUUUUUCUCUUUCUGUUUCUCUUUCUUUUUCUCUUUCUUUCUUUUUCUCUUUCUUUCUUUUCUCUUUCUUUUUCUUCUUUCUUUUUAUUCUUUCUUUCUUUUUCUCUUUCUUUUUCUCUUUCUUUCUUUUUCUCUUUCUUUUUCUCGUUCUUUCUUUUUCUUCUUUCUUUCUUUUUUCUUCCUUUCUUUUUCUCUUUCUUUCUUUUUCUUCUUUAUUUUUCUCUCUCUUUUUUUCUUUUUAUUGUAA